This is a messenger RNA of Parascedosporium putredinis, 1872 nucleotides long. The record is from the annotation of a GenBank genome assembly. NCBI's taxonomy places the organism in Eukaryota, Fungi, Ascomycota, Sordariomycetes, Microascales, Microascaceae.
AUGGCGCGGUCCCACGGAGAGCAAGGAGCUGGUGCCGGCAAGUCGCAGCUCGCGCUGGAUUACGCGCAGGGUUCUCGCGAUGAAUACGACGCGCAGUUCUGGGUUGACGCGCGGAACCCUAGCACCGUGGAUAAGUGCUACCGCGAGAUAUACCAGUCACUCUGCCAUGACCCGCCAGACUCCGUCACGACGACCAGCGACCAAGUCAGGUACGCCGUGCUAGAGUCGUUCAGCAAAACCGAAGGGAGAUGGCUCAUGAUCUUUGAUGGCGCUGGCAACCCCGACGAGGAUGACGGGAAUGAUGUUAAUUUGUCCCAUUAUAUCCCAAGGGGCACUGCCGUCCACAUCGUCGUAACUAGUCGACAGCAGCAAACCCGAACCUUGCCAACCUUUGGCACUGUGGAGGUCGGGGCCUUGGGGUUCGACGAAGCAGUCGACCUUUUCAAGAGAUGCGCCAACUUGCCGUCAACGGUAGGGGAGAACGACUGUGCCGUUGGGAGCAUCGUUACUGAAGUGGGCUGUCUGGCUUUGGCGGUUAGUAUGGCAGGCUCGUACAUAUCAUGCACGCCCGGGCUGUCCAACAACUUAUCGCCGUACCUCGACGAGCUGCGGCAGGAAAGAAGCAACUUGUUAGCAAGAUAUUCUCAGCGUCUCACCGGCAAGUAUGACCACAGAGGCAUAGCAGUGUUCGAGGCAUCGUGCAGAGCUAUACAACGACAGUCACCAGCCGCAUGCCGCAUCCUCGCGCUGCUGGCUUCCAUGGACAACCAAGAUAUCUUCCCGGGUCUUUUUGAUCCAGAGACCCCCUCGAAGCCAAAGGGUUCGAAUAUUAUCGUGAGCAAGAAGGAGGAAUCCUGGGCGCGCCUGAUUGGCCUCCAAGAAGAUAUCGAAGCCGCGGAUAUUGCACAUCUCCUAGCCCUUCUGGAAAGGCUAGAGGACCAGCAAGAGCUUGGUACAUUUGCCCUCGCAGGCUUGAGGAUCCUCUGCGAUGCUGCCAGGGCACUCCGUCCCUAUACAACAAACCGACACGCCGAGAUGCGUCUAAGUACCCAUAUACGGGCAAACACAGCGUUCAUCAGCCAGCUUCAGAAAGAUUGGGCGGGAGCAAAUAACCCCAGGCCUCUGGGAGAGCUGAGCUAUCUAGCCGGCUUUCUCCAACAAAUCGGCAGCUGGCGCGAGGCCUCGGCACUUUGGAGGAUAAUACUAGACCAGCAACGGCAGGAGUUCGGGGAUGACAGUCCGACCAUCUUCGAGACGACAAGCUAUCUGGUGAAUGCUCUUUCGAUGCAUGAAACGGUGGAUCAAUCCGUGCGUUUGUGGACGGACGCAGUCGAGAGGUGCCAGAGCGACCUCGGGCACGACCAUUCCAUUACGGUUAAAAUCAGGCGAUCUCUAGAGAACGCGGUAAAAGAGCAGGAGCUGUGGUCCGAUAUUCAGGAUUACCACCAAGAGUCCAUGGGUCUCUUGGAGAAUCUCUUGACGACGCUCAAAGAGGCGGCGGAAGGCCUGGAUGCCAUGAAAGAGGAGCAGCAAGACAAGGUGGAAACCGCCACGAAGGCUGCAGAAGAGUUAAACUGGGCGCUGGGUAGUGCCCACCCUUCUGUGGUUUCUCAACAACAAGUUCUCGCGACGGUUCUAGAAAUGGAGGCCAACGCCGCUGCGAUACACGCGUCCUACGAGACUCUCGGCCGCCACGCGCGGAUCAUCUUGGCGCAGGGCCGCCAUCUCAUCGCGAUGCAUCGAGACUACGAGUUUACGGAUGCGAAGAGCCGGGAACGAUACUCGGGGAGGCGAGGGGAUCGGGGCGAAGACGCAGAAGAUGCUGGUGGCUACGCAACGCAACUUGGAGUUACAGCGACAGGUGCUUCUUAA